Molecule: messenger RNA, 1518 nt
Organism: Prunus armeniaca (apricot)
Lineage: Eukaryota; Viridiplantae; Streptophyta; Magnoliopsida; Rosales; Rosaceae
Source: the annotation of a GenBank genome assembly
AUGAAUUUCUUCAAGUCCGUAUUCUCUGAUGAACCAGAUCCUCCAAAUCCGGAUUCCGAAUCUGAAUCUGAACCCGGGUCUCGUAAGAACCCAGAACAAGAAGACGCAGAUUCGAAAUCCCCACCAAGCCAACCCGAUCCAAACCCAAGUGGCAAUAGUGGUGGGUGGAUGUUUGGCGAUCUUAUCAAAACCCUAGCGACCAAAUCCGAGUCGGUGAUCGAGACCUACCGUCGCGACCUCCAGGAAUUCGGGUCGGGUCUGAAGAAAGAGAUCGAGGUGGCUCAGGGGUCGUUGGAGACAGUUGGGAGCGUCAUUGAUGAGUUUGGCAACACCGUCUUGAAAGGGACGGCCCAGAUCAUCUCUCAAGGUACGGACGCGAUCCUCGCCCCUGAUCACGAAUCAGAUUCCUCCGAUCCCAACAGUCAGAGCUUUAGCUCUCAGCAGGGCUUGAAUUCGAAACGGUACAGUAGGUUUGACGUUCAGGUCCGUGCGAUUCAAGGUGACGCCGGAACUUACUGUGAGGAACCUGAGGAUUUGGAUGAAUUUAACAAAUGGAAAUCAGGGUUUGUUUUGGAAGACAAAAGUGAAGAAAUUGAGGGGCUGUUUGAAGAAAAUGGAGCUAUGGAGAGCAUUUACAAAAGGGUCGUUCCAAGUAGUGUUGAUCAUGAAACGUUUUGGUGUAGGUACUUUUACAAGGUUUAUAAGCUCAGGCAAGCUGAGGAUGUUAGAGCCAAUCUUGUUAAGCGGGCAAUUUCGAUUGAAGAAGAUGAGGAAUUGAGUUGGGAUGUUGAUGAUGAAGAGUAUGAUGAAAGUGUGAGCAAUUUGGUGUCGAAAGCGAAUUCAGCGAAAAAUACUGAAGGGGCUGCUUCUGGUAAAGUUGAGAAAAUUGAGGACUUGAAGGUUGAUAGUGAGGUUGGUGAUAAGAGUUCCUCUAAUGUGGGAGAGGUGAGCAGUGUGGGUGAAGAGGCUAAUGUGGGGUCGAAGAAGGGUUAUUUAGCGGCAAAUAGGGAGUUGGUCAGCAAAGAUUCUGAGCAAAUGAAUGUCAAGGAAGAGAGCAGCUCUGUUGAGGAAUCUCAAGUUGCUGGGACUUCUUCCAGUGUUCUUGAUGAGAAGGGAGGGAUGAGCCCUGAAAUGGAUAAAGAGAAGAAGGAUAGUGCUGUGAAUUUGAGUGGUGAUAAGGAGACUGAAAAGAAAGUUAUUGUAGAAGGGGACUCUGGGAAGAAAGAUUUGCCAUCGAAGUCUGAGGAGAAAGUGGCUUUGGAGGGGAAGAAUGAGGCUCUUGAAUCUGGCGAUGAUUUGGUUGUUUCAAACCGGUCCUCAGCGCCCGAGGAAGAAGACCUUGGCUGGGAUGAGAUUGAGGAUCUUAGCAGCAUUGAUGAAAAGAAGGUGACCCAUGUUGGAAGUGGAAGUUCUACUAAAGCUGACCUGCGGAAGCGGCUCAGCACUGCUGAAGAAGAAGAAGAAGAAGACUUGAGCUGGGAUAUCGAGGAUGAAGAUGAUGAACCGGCUAAACCUUGA